GAUUCCCAAGCUAUCGCCCAAUCCAUAAACUAAUAGUAAAUACCCACCUGACCUUGACCUGUGGCUUUGCAGCUCAGUACCAGAGAAAACAGAGUUCCGAUCUACAACAUUCUCUCCUACUUCUUCUACUUCUAGGGUUUAUUCACAGAGCAAAAUGGCCAUGGCUGCGCUCAGACGAGAGGGGAGGCGUUUCGCCCCUCUGAUCUCUCCUCAACCCAUCACCGCCGCCGUCCGAUCCUCUCUCAUCCAACAGGAGCAGGCCCCUCUGGGAGUGCGAUCAAUUUCAACUCAAAUUGUCAGGAACCGGAUGAAGAGUGUGAAGAGUAUCCAGAAAAUUACAAAAGCAAUGAAGAUGGUUGCAGCCUCAAAACUUAGAGCUAUUCAAACAAGAGCUGAAAAGUCUCGUGGCCUGUGGCAGCCAUUUACUGUUCUUCUUGGUGACACUCCCAGUGUUGACGUCAAGAAGAGUGUUAUUGUUACAGUUUCUUCAGACAAAGGUCUUUGUGGAGGAAUAAACUCUACAUCAGUUAAGACUAGCAAGGCACUUUUCAAGUUGACUUCUGGUCCUGACAAAGAAGCGAAAUAUGUUGUUGUGGGUGAAAAGGCAAAGGCUCAAUUCGUACGUGACUCCAGGAAGCACAUUGAUAUGUCCAUAACUGAGUUGCAGAAGAAUCCUCUAAAUUAUACACAGGUCUCUGUUCUGGCAGAUGACAUUUUAAAGAAUGUGGAGUAUGAUGCUUUGAGGGUUGUCUUCAACAAGUUCCAGUCAGUUGUCUCAUUUAUUCCAACAACAGCAACUGUAUUAUCUCCUGAGAUUGUGGAAAGAGAGGCUGAAUCUGGGGGAAGGCUUGGUGACCUAGACUCUUAUGAGAUUGAAGGUGGGGAGACAAAAUCGGAAGUACUCCAAAAUCUGACAGAGUUCCAAUUUUCUUGUGUCCUGUUCAAUGCGGUGUUGGAGAAUGCUUGCAGUGAGCAAGGAGCAAGAAUGUCUGCCAUGGAUAGCUCAAGCAGAAAUGCUGGCGAGAUGCUUGAUCGUCUCACACUUUCUUACAACAGAACUCGUCAAGCAUCUAUUACCACUGAAUUGAUUGAGAUCAUUUCUGGAGCAUCAGCACUUGAGGGCUAAUUACAGAAACCUACUUCUAGUUUUUCGAUGGUGACGAAAUAAUGUCUAAGUGGGGGCUUUCCUUGAACUAAUGAACUUCGUGUUGCCACCUGGGGGGAGAUUUUUUUUGUUUCUUUUUUGGCUAAGCUACUCUAAUAAUUACCCAGUGUCAAUCUUUAUACUGGGAAUUAAAAAAAGAAAGAAAUCAUAUUUGUGAUGGUUUUAUUGAUUUUGUAUGAGUUUGUUGUGCCUUCAAAUAUCUCUUUAAUAACUUUGGCCUGGCGACUUGUCUUUCA
Molecule: messenger RNA, 1401 nt
Organism: Quercus robur (English oak)
Lineage: Eukaryota; Viridiplantae; Streptophyta; Magnoliopsida; Fagales; Fagaceae
Product: ATP synthase subunit gamma, mitochondrial-like
Exons: 9
Coding region: 155-1126 (323 amino acids)
Biological process (GO): proton motive force-driven ATP synthesis
Molecular function (GO): proton-transporting ATP synthase activity, rotational mechanism
Source: RefSeq, a predicted model, not a curated record